CAGCCUCUGGAGAACCGGUCGGGCAGCGGGACCUGGGGAGCCGCCGCCCCCAAGCCUCGAUCGCUGCCAGCCAGAGCUGGAUGUGUUCAGUCUCCGGAAAUGAUGAAAAAGAAGAAGCGUUGGGGGGCGGGAGAAGGACGAAAAAAGUCCCCGUUUGGUGUGUGCAGCGCGGUGGCUGGAGAGGGCGAGAGCCCGCGCGGGAGCGGGGCGGGGUGCCAGGGGCUGCAGCGGUAGGAGCCCGGAGGCAGCAGCCGCAGCUGGAGAGGGGAGGUGAAGAGGCGGCCGCACCGGCAGGGGAGAUGCUGCUGCUGCUUUGGGAGCCUCGGGUGGCGUGUUAGGCUGGUUCGGGGGUGCAAGCUCCUAGGACGCGGGGAGAGAGCUGGCAGAUGUCCCAAGCGAGGGAACCUCUUCCUCCGGGGCCUGACGGGCCGGCGCCUGCACCUUCGACUGAACGCAGCCUUCUGGUCUUGCUGCCUCGCGAAAAAUGUGACAAAGUGAAUACAGCUGCAGGAGAGAGAGACAUAACACCACCUUCCAAUAACCAAAGCAUACAACCAGAGAUACAAGACCAGUCUGUCUGGGGAAAUCGCACUGAUGGUGACCUCAUCAGAACACAACCUCAACGCUUGCCUCAGCCAAAUACUUCAGCAUUGGAAAAGAGCGAGGAAGAAACUGGCAAGAUACAGAAUGGUCAUGCAGGUCUGAGUAAUGGAAAUGGAAUUCACAACGGGGUCAAACAUGUAGCUACAGAUAAUAGAAAAUGUUCAGUUCCUGUUUCACAAAAAAUGCACAGAAAAAUUCAGUCCAGCUUGUCCGUCAACAGUGAUAGCAGCAAGAAGAGUAAAAUAAGCUCUGCAUAUUCUCAAAAGCCAGGUUCUUCUCCUGAAGAUUGCUGUGUUCACUGUAUCCUGGCUUGCUUGUUUUGUGAGUUUCUCACCCUCUGUAAUAUUGUUCUGGGACAAGCUUCCUGUGGCAUCUGUACAUCGGAGGCCUGCUGUUGUUGCUGUGGGGACGAAAUGGGGGAUGAUUGUAACUGCCCAUGUGACAUGGAUUGUGGCAUAAUGGACACUUGUUGCGAAUCAUCAGACUGCUUGGAAAUCUGUAUGGAAUGCUGUGGGAUUUGUUUCCCAACAUGAAAUAUUUGUCUCUCUUUUUUUAUUACUCUGUUUAAAAACUGGAGAGCUUUUUAAAAUACUUUUGAAGAAAAAUAAGGUAAGAGUCUCACACAGCAGCCUAGUAUUUGCACUGUUAACUUGCUAUGUUUAAAGAAUCUUUAGAGAAAACAAAAAAUCUGUACUCUAACAAAUGUUGUAUGGUUUAGUAUGUGAAAUUCUAGUUACUUUCCAACCCUCUUUUGGCUUUGCAAAUGGGACAGUUGACUGCAAUCAACUUAAAGGCCUGAUACAAUAGGCCUUUCUUGGUUAAAAUAGCAAUUUGAGUAAAGGUUUUGGCCAGAAAAAAGACUGCAAAGUAGCCUAAAUAUUUUCCCCCUCACCUACUUUAAUGCUUAAAUGCUUGAAUAGCUUUCCAUACCUAACACACUUUUGCAGGAGUUCUUGAAAGCAAAAUGUCUUUAUUUCAACCUUUUAUGGUUUGAAGUAACCUUGGCCUGUUAUAUUUUAAAGUAAAUUUAAAAUAUGCAGUGGGAAUCUACAAUUGGUCUUGAUGCAGUGGUCACAUUGAAAUGUUUCUUCUCUUUUGGAGUAUUCCAUUGGUUUGAGAGAGAUUCCCUGUGCUUAUAAUGGUGAAUACUGGUAAUAGGUGAAAUCCAGGCAUAUUAAGUCAAUGAGAGUUUUGUCAUUGACUUAAAAAGGGCCAGGAUUUCACGAACUGUCUUCCAAACCAGAAGAAACUUUUUAUAUGGAACCUGUAUUUUCCUUCAGUGUUAGUUAUUUGAAGUGAUCAGUUUUAGAACAAGGUUUUGAAAGCCUAGGUAAACAUGAAACAUACCAUUUCUUAGUUGGACUAGAUAGUCAAAAUCACUCUAGUUAUUUAAAGGAAUAUCAUCAAAAAUAACUUCAGAUUCUAAACCUACCAGUUUUUAUGGAUUUACAACUACAUUUCCUAAUUUAAUUUUCUCCCCCUUCCCCCCCCCCCACCCCUUUCCUCUGCUGUAGGAAAGACCCUCACAAAUAGAGGGAAUGGACAGUCAGAGGAAAUAGUGAAACCAACUAGACAGGAAGUACUAUCAAGUGCAGAAAGUAAACUUAUGAAAUAUCUUAUUCUCAAAUAUUGGUUCUUUUAAGUGUUACUUAUAAACAGUAUGUAAAGAAUUUUCAAAUAGUUACUUUUAAGCUGAUUGUGUCUCUUUAAAACUGAAGGAACUAUAGUAAUGUCUUUUAAAAACACAUAGGAUUCAAUGGGCCAAUUUUUUCUCUUAAUUACACCAUGUAAAACUAGAUUUUCUCAGUAUAAUUGAGAACAGACUCUGGCCCAAUUUAGCUAGUGAUUACACAAUUUCCAGAUGUUGGGAAAUAAUGGUGCCAAUUUACCUUAGCAUCUGCUAGUUUCUCCCCUCAAUACCUCUGCCUCAUUUGUUCUGUUAUGUAAACUACCUGUACGCCUUGAUCUCACAUAUUUAACUUUGCUCCAUAUUUCCUGUUUGUAGUUUGUUGGUCCUAGUUGAUUUAGGUCUCACUACAACAGUCCUUGAUGGGUAAUAUCACAUUUCCUUAAAGUGAAUUGACCCUAAAACAGUUCUUUCCACUGUAAAGAAUUCAAUGUAUGUAAAUGUGACAAACUGAAAGAGCAUGGAAAUGUGAAAUUCACUGUCAACACAUUGUUCUUACCUAGGGCCUGGUUCUGCAAACACUGACUAGUAGUGCUUACUACUGUGAGUUCUCACUGAAAAUGAUAACCUUAAAAUAGCUGUAUCCAUCACAAUUCCGUUGAACUAGGGAGGCGUUUCCUUCUGCCUUGACCUCUCCAGGAUUGUGGUAUAUUCCAGUUCAAUGCAGAUUUAUUCAGCAGGUAUCUUUAUACAUUUUUGACAGUUACUACAGUAGCUAUUCCCAUCUGUUUUUGCUACAUAGAUAGAUCCAGAUUCUGAUCUCACAUUAAGGUGAACCAGGUGUUUCUCCACUGUCAGCAUUUUCCAGUGGUGUAACUUCAUUAAGAAAGUGCUCAGAUAUUAUGGUAAUGGACACUGUAGUAAAAAAACUACAUAGUUAAAUUGAUAAAAUCACAGAGCUCAGAAUCAGGCCCAUGGGGCUCAUUAAUAACUCCUUAGAGUCUGAACUACACUGGGACGGGGGAAGAGGCAUGCUGGCUGAGGGGCAGUGCCUGGAGGCAUUUUGCCUUUAUAAGAUAUAAUGCCUCUGGGGAAACUGGGGGCAUCACAGUGAGCAGUGGGACUUGCUGCACGUUGGGAAAGUGUAGAUAGUGCUUCCCCCAGCACAACGCUGGUGGAUGUCACCACAGAGGUGUUGGGGAAAUGUUCUCUGGGACCACGUACCACUGAAGACUGUGCUAGCUGUCCCAGCCCCUGUGUUGCUAAGCAGAAGCAAAUAAGCUAUGGCUGUCCCUUGUUUUGAAUGCGCUUGUGAAUCGGGGAAAAGCGUUUCCUGUGUCUUCUCCUUGUGCCAGAGCAGUCACAUUUUAGUUUAUAGGUUUCUGGAAAACUGAACAUCUGCAUUAUUAAGCUUUUAGUAAAUAUUGAAUUUUAAGAAUUGUUUAGUAUUGCUCUUGAAAAUAAAUUACUAUACCACAGGCUGCUAUAGAUGGGCAAACAAUUAUGUUCUAUACAAACUACUUGUUUAGAUUGUUAUACACACAAAUGUUACUGCUUGUAGGAUACUUAACAAAUGGAAAUGUUUUGGGUUCAAAGUAGAAAAAGGUGGGAAAUGCACGUAUUUCAUUCUUUUUUCUAAAGAGUAUAGUUCCAAUAUUGUUAAACCAAAACCAAUUUAUAUAUAAUCAGAAUCUGGAUAUUUAUAUAUACCUAAUUUUAAUAUUUCUCUUUUGCCCACUUGAUUUGUGAAAUAUUAGGAAGUGGAAAUACUGGCAGGUUAUAGGACAUAUAAAGCCUGCCAAUGACUUGGAACUAUCAUCAGAUUAUUGCAGAUUUAAUUCUGAAAAUUUUAACUGUGUGAUUUGUUUAACAUUUAAAUCUAUUCUGCUACUCUUUGUCAUAGAAAUAUUAGCACUUUUGUAAUAUUUAUCUCUGCAGCAGAGAAUAUUAGUGAGUAGUUUAAAGAACUUCUUUUUUAUAUUUAUAUUCUUAAAAUUCUCUUCUGUUAUGUCCGCUCUGUCGGCAAUCUUAUGAGCAUCUUGUGUAAUAAAAACAAGCAUAACUAAAAGUAGACAAUGUGAAAAUGUAGUUUAAAUAAAAAAUCAGUACUCGUCAAGUUUGUAAAAUUUCUGGUGGACAUUCACAGUGUUUCAGUUUUAUAGUUUAGAGUUCUGCAAACUGGCCCUGUUUUUUACAAAUUGGUAAGUUACUAUUUGUAUUUUAUAUUAACUGGAUCUGUGUAAUUGUAAAACACUAUUUUGAAAUAAAAGAACU
Trachemys scripta elegans is the source of this 4504-nucleotide messenger RNA. It is a transcript of the gene MDFIC, whose product is annotated as MyoD family inhibitor domain containing. The coding region runs from base 387 to 1136 and encodes 249 amino acids. The record is from RefSeq and is a predicted model, not a curated record. Lineage: Eukaryota; Metazoa; Chordata; Testudines; Emydidae. The transcript has 5 exons.